This is a messenger RNA of Daucus carota subsp. sativus, 1245 nucleotides long. Its product is annotated as glutathione S-transferase zeta class-like. Gene Ontology annotation, cellular component: cytoplasm. The record is from RefSeq and is a predicted model, not a curated record. Bases 164 to 1015 code for a protein of 283 amino acids. Gene Ontology annotation, molecular function: maleylacetoacetate isomerase activity; glutathione transferase activity. The transcript is spliced from 11 exons. Gene Ontology annotation, biological process: L-phenylalanine catabolic process; glutathione metabolic process. Lineage: Eukaryota; Viridiplantae; Streptophyta; Magnoliopsida; Apiales; Apiaceae.
AAUCACACCAAAUCAAACUAAUUUUGUGUAUACACAUAUAUGUCUGUUUCGAGUCAAAUUCACUGUCCACUUUGAGGUUGACUUUUAACUUUCGAUUGUUUAGCUCCUAACUUAUUUUGGUCAUGGACUCGGCAAAUAAUGGCGUUACUUGCUCUGAAUUCUGAUGUGUAUUAUUUCGAUGCAUAUGGUAAGUUGGAAUCUUGAUACUUCGCUGAAUUUGCCAUCUGGGACAAGCAAUCUGCCAUCUCCGUCUUUCCCUGCAUCAAAGUUGGGAGCCUUUGGCCGAACGGAUCUAGGAUCUAAAUUUUGCGAGGAUACUAGACUAUAUCUGGCAUGCAAUGAUGCAACUGAGAAUUUGAACAGGAAGCAGCAGAUAAAACUAUACAGUUAUUUUAAGAGCACUUCUUCGUGUCGAGUUCGUAUCGCGCUUAACCUGAAAGGGAUUGAUUAUGAUUAUGAAGCUGUAAACUUGCUUAAAGGAGAGCAGCACACACCUGAGUACUUGAAGCUGAAUCCCAUGGGUUAUGUUCCGGCUCUGGUUGAUGGUGACAUAACAAUUGCGGAUUCUUUUGCCAUCAUAAUGUAUCUAGAAGAGAAGUAUCCUCAGCAUCCAUUGUUGCCGGAUGAUCUGGUUACCAGGGCAGUGAACUUCCAGGCUGCAAAUAUAGUUUCCUCGGGCAUACUUUCUCUACAUAAUUUGUCGGUGCUGACAUAUAUUGGUGAGAAAUUUGGUCCUGAUGAGAGGCUUCCUUGGGUUCAGUUUCAUAUCCGAAAAGGCUUCACUGCUCUCGAGAAGCUAUUGAGUGACCAUGCUGGAAAGUAUGCCACUGGAGAUGAAGUUUACCUGGCUGAUAUAUUUCUGGCACCCCAGAUCGAUGCAGCAAUUAAAAGGUUCAGCAUUGAUAUGACUGAGUUCCCUCUUUUAUCAAGGUUAAAUGCUGCAUACAAGGAGCUGUCUGCAUUCCAGGAUGCCAUGCCGGAAAAGCAGCCAGAUACUCCAAUCGCGGUUAUUUAAGUGAUGGAACCGCAAUUAACUCUAAACAUAAUAUGUUCUUCCAGACUUCCUGUAACAUCCACAAACUGUAGAACUGUUGCUUAAUCACACUCAUCUUUUUUCGAUUCGUUGCAUAUUCGUUUGUAUUCCAAAGGUGAACCUGCAGCUGAUAAACUGGAGUUACAGCUGCAGAUCAUAUAAACUGGAACUGUAGUUGCAGAUCAUAUAUUGAUAGUUUAAACAUUAUCUCA